CAAAGGGAAAUUUAAAGGUUGGAAGAGCAGAGCAGAGCAGAGCAGAUAUAAGAGAGUCCGAAGUGCUUUGCCUUCACAAGUUCCGUGACAGACCUUAAGGACAUCUGCGUAGGAGACUCGAGAAGCGGUUGAAAUAGCCGAGAGCUGAAUAGAUAUGCAUACAUUUUCAACCGAUGCGCACAUAUAUUUUUUAAUCACACGCUCCCCGCAGCCUCGUCAUCAGCCAUCUUAUCAACCAAUCAAAUCAAUUCCCGCUCAAAGCAAACAAAGAUGGCGGCUCUUCUUGUCUUGUUUAGUUUUUAAACGGAAACCUCUCGAAAUACCAAUUACUCCUUUGUCAAAAAGGCGUAGAACGGUUUUCAAUCCAAAACAAUGAUGCUAAAAGUUAUAUUCUGAAAGUAUUAUGAUAAGACCAAUGAACAAUCCAACGAAUCUACCAGCCCUUCCAGGGACUACCGACAGAAGAAACAGCCCACCUGUGUCCACUGAAGGAAACAGGCUGCGAAAAUUAGAGGGAAGAAUCAGUCUAAGUGAACAGUCCAACAGAGCUCUUCUUGAAGAAAUUGUAAGACUACAAGGUGAACUCAAAAACAGUGUGCGACGAAAUGAAGAAACAUUACGGGAUGAAAAGGAACAUAGACAAGUUUUAUCUGAGAAAAUUCGAGCAGCUAACAAUCUUUAUACCCAACUAAUGAUGAGACUAGCUCGAACAGAAGAAAAGCUUGAUUCUGAACACAGUGCCGUUGGGUCACUUGUUAACCAUACGAAACAUGUUGAACAGACUUUAAUGGGUAACCAGCAGCAGUUACUUAAUCGGCGAGAACAGGUUCACGUUCGGAUUGAACGCAUUAAAGAAGACUUGGAAGAUUUACAGGAUACUUAUGAACAGUCGCAGAAAAACAUGAGGGCCAUGAGCGAAGAUGUUAGAAACACUAAAAGUAAAUUAGAGGUGCAAACCGUUCAGUUUGGGACUAUGGUGCAGGAGUUGCGACAACGCAUGAAGAAGAUAGAAAAUGAUUCUCAGUCAGCUAUGGAUUACCUUAGAAAAGAGACUGACAGUCGAGGAGUUAUGGAAGUAAGCACGGCACAGCUUAAGAACACUAUUGAAUUAAGAUUAUCAGAGAUAAAAGAAACAGUUGGUGAACUUAGAAGGCGAUUAGAGCUGGAAGAAUCAGAGAGAAGGUCUGCUUCACAGCAAGCUUUGCUGAGCAUUGAACAACUUAAAACCAUGAUUCAAGAAGUGGACCACAAAAGAGAAGAGGACACUCAAAAUACCUCCAUGUUAAGCAGAGAUAAGGAAAGUAUGAUGAUGUCUGAGAGAAGUCAAAUAGCUAACAGGAUGGCUGAGCUGACAGAGGAACAAAACAAGAAGCUGAUUCAGAAGGAAAUUAGACUAAGAGAAGAAGCACAAUCGAAAUUCUUGGCCAUGGAAAAGAAAUUUAGAGAAGAGCAGGGGUCUAGACUCAACUUUGAAAAAGCACUAAGAGAAGAGAUAGAACGAAGAUGGCAGUCUCUUAAGUCUUACCUUGAUGAAGAAGUACAGACAGUCAAAGGAGGAGGCAAGAUGAGCCAAGUUAAAACAGAUCAGAGUCUUGUGCGACUAAAUGAAGCCAUCUCUCUCCUUGAAAGACAAAUGGAAGAAGGAAGAAAGGCAGUUGAGCAAGUACUACAUGCAGAAAUAACUUCCAGACAAUCUCAGCAUGAGAAGCUUGCCUCCAAACUAACCCAGAUGCAAGAGAAGCUGGAUCUUGCUAUUAGUACUCUGCAACAAGCUGUUGGGGGAAUUAACACUCGUCUGGAUGAGGACGUCAAAAAGGCAAAAGAGGAACUCAAAUCUCUGAUAGAUCAGAGUAGUAAUACAGGAGUAAAAGGAAUGGCAGACAUGGACUCCAGGAUUGGUAAAAUAAACAAAAAAGUGAUUGAUCUAGAAGACGCAAUUGAGAGAAUAGACAAGAGGAUCAAAGAACCUCCGAUAAUACAGGUUACUUCCACUGGUGAAGAUAACAGUUCGAAAGCAGAGGAAAAUAUAGCAAGAUGGAAGCGUGAAACAGAAGAAAGAUUCUAUGAAGUUGACAAGAAGAUAAAGCCUUUGCCAGAUGAGAUGAAUCAAAUGCAGUCAGAACUGAAAGCUCUGAGGGAGGGGUUCAAAGCUUUGGCUGAAGAAAUGUUAAGAGUUCCAACUCCCAGGCAAGUCACACCAGAGACAAGAGUACCAACCCCUCCACCACCCAGAACAGCAACACCCAGGACACAAACACCCAGGACACCCAAAACAAAGACACCUGUACCCAAAUCACCUGAACCAAGUGAAUCUGACAUAGUUGAAAUGAAAGAACGGAUGCAGAAACUAGAGGACACUGUAUCAGAGCAAAAUUCCCAAGUGAGUAAACUAGAGAGUACGGUGGAAACCUUACGCAUGGUUCUGUCACAGAAGAUACUGUCAGAGGCACAAACUCGAAAUAAACACAUCAAAGGAGUAGAAAGUGACAUCGAGAAGAUCGUCAAGUAUUAUCUGCUGGAUCAUCGACGCAUCUUCGUCAAGUACAAGGACAUUAACCCGAUUCGCGCCCUGCCAGGCGAAGGAACAGGAGUUAUGAGGUUCGCAUUGCUAGAGAUCAAUAGAUGGGGCAUCUACCAGGCACAUAAGAUGAUGCAGAUUAAGAACGCGUGGUACACGUUGCUUGAGAGGAGUAGAAAACGCGAAGAUGAGAUGCCUGAAGAUCCUGACUUACCACCACCUAUAGUAAGACCUGAUACUGCGGAUAGUGACGACGUGAAAGAUGAUAGCGAUGAUGAUGAUGACGACGACGAUGAUGAUGAUGACGACGACGANGAUGAUGAUGAUGAUGAUGAUGAACCACCCAACAAAAAUAAGAACGAACCCGCCAAAAAUAAUAAAACAAAAAAAUAAAUCGUGUCAAAAAUAAAUUAUAAUGCAUGAGAUGACAGGACCAUAAUCUUUUUUUAUGAUGUAAAGUGUAAAUACGUUUACCUUUUUUUAUCGUAAAGAUGUAAAAUAAAUUUCUACUUUUCUUUCGCAAGGUUAUGCCAAGACCGCGUUCGCAAACGUAAGGGACACUUAUAAAAGCGCGCGCGAGGUCUAAAUUCUUACAUUUUGUCAUCCUGUAUGUUUCCCACCCAUACCAAUGCGAACUAUAUAGGGUGGCAUGGCUCUACUGCUUUACUUCAGCACUGCGCGCUGUCUGGACCAAGUUUAGAAAGAAAGUGCAGUAAGUACCCUUCGUCUCCUUGAAACGGGCACGACAUUAAAAUAUUACACCACUCAACAGCAUACAAAAAUAAAACUUUGGGGACUGCAUGGCCGGGUUACUAAUUAUGUAUACUUUGUAUGACAAGGCUUCUAUAGUCUACAGAUAAUGCCGCUAAUCUGUGCUUUGAAGGAUAUGCAAAUAAAUAUCAGUCAAACAUAGUAAUCCUUACUGUCAAAAAGAUCCUAUAUAUAUUUACUCAGUUUAACCUGCUUUAGACGCAUUCGAAAUACUUGUAAGACAUUUCGUAUAAGAGCAGUUUGUUUCGUUUUGGAGGCGAAGGGAAGAUGACGGCCCGAACGCGCCUAAAAAUAUAGGCCCGCGCGUUCUUACAAACUUCAUAUAUGAGUAUUAAGUAAAUGUUAAACAUUUGUACUUAAUUCGUACAAAGUGUGAAAUAAAGUAUUUAUAUUGUUAUAAUAA
Actinia tenebrosa (Australian red waratah sea anemone) is the source of this 3692-nucleotide messenger RNA. RefSeq lists its product as uncharacterized. Lineage: Eukaryota; Metazoa; Cnidaria; Anthozoa; Actiniaria; Actiniidae. The record is from RefSeq and is a predicted model, not a curated record.